UUAUUAUUUAAUUUUUUUACUUUUUAAUGAUACAGCACAAUUUUAUAAUUGAUGGCAAAUUAUAUCACGGACCCCCUGGCUAUGGUUCGCUGACCCCUAGGGUUCUGGGGACCCCACUUUGAGAACCCCUGGUAUAAACGGUAGAACAGCUUUCACUAGAUGUCAGUAUUGCUCUACAGUUCCACCUCCAAUACCAGGGACAUGAGUCCUGGUUUAACUGAAAACAUUUUACUGUCAAAAUCACCUUCCUUUUUCUUUUUCAAUUCUUACAUAAAUGUUUGUAAGAAAUGCUAAACGUGUCACCAGUUACCAGUGUCACAGAACUAUAUAGUUUAUAGAUCAAUAUAGAAUAAGGCUCAAUAAGCCAAUGUUUCCUUGUCGGUAUAUCAUUUCCUCUUGGCGCGCGCACACACACACACAAAAGAAACAAAUCUGAGUACUGAGAAACACUUCAUCAUUAGAGCAGCGUAGAGAAGCACGAUGUCUCGUCUCCUGGCUCUGGUAGCUCUGGUGUCCCUGGUCCUUCCAGUCACUAUUUCAGCAGGAUGUACGCAGACUGUUGCAGAGGGGACUGAUAAAUACGAGCUAUUCCUGCUUGAGGAAACGGCUCCAGUCACGUUUGAAAUAGAAUGGAAACACAAUUCACAACUUGUAUUCAAAAGAAAAUCCAAAAAAAUCAAUCCAGGCAAGCCGGAGGACAUCACCGAAAGAGGAGCUCUGGUGCUCAGACAGCUGGCAGCCAAACAUGUAGGAACGUACGUGGGAGAGGUGUGGGGGAACGAGGGGGAAAGUGUGAAAAAGCAGGAGAUUGAUCUGUGUGUGAAAGCCAGAGUCCCCAAACCUACUGUGACGUUUGAUUGUCCCACAAAGGACACAGUCACCAUCAGCUGCAACCUGAAGCAGUCAGACGUGACCUUCACAUGGACAAAAAACAAAGUUAUCAUGAAGGGGGAAAAGACAUCGACUCUGGUAAUGAAAAUAAAAGAUCUGAAAAGGGACGACACGUUUAGCUGCACCGUCGAUGACACGUACAGCAACGAGACUAGCGACAGCGUCAAGUCUACCUGUGAAGGUAUCCAAGGUGGCAGCGAGGUGGCAGCUGGAACUCUGCUUGGGUUUCCUUUCUGGGUGACGGUGAGCGUCCUGGCCGUCGGCGGAGGAUUCGUCCUGCUGCUCAUCGUCAUCACUGUUGUCUGCUGCUACCGCAACCACUGCAAGAGCCAUGAGGACGAGGAGGCUGAAUUCAGGCUGGCUCCUCUGACCCAGCCCCAGCCCCAGCCCCAGCCCCGCCACAAGGACCCAGCACACAAACAAAAAUCCCCCAUGGACGCCACGCGGCCCCUGCCCAGUACGGGAGCACCUCGGCAGGCCUCAGCUCAACCCAGGGCCCAGGCCCGGGGGCGGCCUGCUCCGCCCCCGCAGGACGAAGACGAGGAUUGCCCCCCGCCGCUGCCCCAGCCCCGGAGAUCUGGCCCCCGACCACCCUACCACGGAGCAGUUCCACCCCACCACUGACUACCUCCACCCCUCAACUGACCACCUCCACCCCUCCACAGAACACCUCCAUGCGCGAGAGGAACUGUAAACUGGCCUAUCGUCGUUGUCUUUUCCUCCAUGAGGACAGCAGGGAGGAGAGGAGACAGGCUAAGAUCAGGAGACCCACUUCUGCUGGUCACUGAUGAGGAGCAGAGGGAGACUGAAAGUAUUUAGAUGAGAAGCACAGAGGUCGGGCAGCACCUCUGGUAGCCGCAGACUUCAGACUACUUCAGACUAGAGUUGUCAUCUGAGCCUGUUUUAGAAAUGAGUUGUUUGCUUUGAUUGAAAGUAUUUUAACUAUUGCUCUGCUGACAGUAGGUGAUAUUUAAAUGUGUUUUUACACUUUGAUCAGUGUUCUGGACCCUCCGAAAGCUUGUUGAGGAUGUGGGAGAAAGAAACAAGUUAAUUUCCUUUAACGCCUUUUCAAGUAACGCUCCAUGGUUGUUGUUUAGCACAAGAUUCAAUAAAAAGAUACUCAGUCA
Messenger RNA from Osmerus eperlanus (European smelt), 2018 nucleotides. RefSeq names its product T-cell surface antigen CD2-like. The record is from RefSeq and is a predicted model, not a curated record. The transcript has 5 exons. Lineage: Eukaryota; Metazoa; Chordata; Actinopteri; Osmeriformes; Osmeridae. Bases 481 to 1515 code for a protein of 344 amino acids. Gene Ontology annotation, cellular component: cell-cell junction.